Arvicola amphibius (Eurasian water vole) is the source of this 12771-nucleotide messenger RNA. RefSeq names its product dynein axonemal heavy chain 1 (gene Dnah1). Gene Ontology annotation, molecular function: dynein light intermediate chain binding; minus-end-directed microtubule motor activity; ATP binding. NCBI's taxonomy places the organism in Eukaryota, Metazoa, Chordata, Mammalia, Rodentia, Cricetidae. Gene Ontology annotation, biological process: microtubule-based movement. Gene Ontology annotation, cellular component: dynein complex. The record is from RefSeq and is a predicted model, not a curated record.
AUGGAACCGUGUGAUAGAGAACAACCAGGAAGGAGCUCUCAGGGCUCAGGGUGCUGCCCACUACCGGCUCUUGGACAACCAGACUAUCCGGAGAAGAUACUCCAAGAAUCAUCUCAUCAUUUAGAAAGACUAUCUCUCAUUCCUGACCCCAAACCCCCACCUUUGCCCCUCUCAGAUUUAGGGCAGCCCCGGAAGUCACCUCUGACAGGCACUGAUAAGAAGUACCCCCUAAUGAAGCAGCGUGGGUUCUACUCUGACAUCCUCAGUCCUGGAACCUUAGACCAACUUGGGAAUGUGUGUCGUGGCCCCCACAUGUCCCAGAAUUUGAUUCGUAAAGCUGACCUUGACAAGUUUACCCCCAAAGUUGAAUCAUUCAAGGUUCCUGAGGGACUUCAGGAGCGCGUGGAGCAGCAGCGCAUUGGCACCACGCGGCAGCAUACUCAGACGGACUUCCCGCACCAGGCCUAUGAACCCAAGGUUCAGGUCCCAUUCCAUGUGCUGCCGGGCCAGUGCCCUCGGAAGACUGAGAUCGAAAGGAGGAAACAACAAUAUUUGCGCCUGGACAUUCAGCAACUGUUGGCCAAUGAGGGCAUCGACUCCAACAAACUCAUGCCCAGACAUCCAGACCUGCAGCACCCGCAAACCAUCGAACAGGGCCAUGACCCACUCUUCCCCAUAUAUCUCCAAUUCAAGGUGUUUGAUAAUGAAGAGUUUGAUUGCCGAACUCCCAAAGAGUGGCUCAACAUGGGCUUGGAGCCAGGAUCUGAAAACAGGAAGCCUGUCCCUGGAAAAGCCCUUCUUCCCACCGAUGACUUUCUGGGCCAUGAGGACCCCAAGAAUCAGAACCUGGACUAUAGGUGGUGUGAUGUUGGCGUCCUGGACUACGACGAAGAAAAGAAACUGUACUUGGUGCAGAAAACUGACAAGAAAGGCUUGGUGCGCAAUGAUAUGGGAUGCCCAUCUGAUGGAGGCGUCACCCCCAACGGAAGGCCACCUCUUCUGGUCUCCCAGUACUGGGUGCCGCGAAUCCAGCUGCUCUUCUGUGCUGAAGAUCCUCGGGUGUUCACACAGCGCGUGGUCCAGGCCAACGCUCUGCGCAAGAACACAGAGGCGCUGUUACUGUACAACCUGUAUGUGGACUGCAUGCCGACUGAGGGCCGGCGGGUCAUCAACGAGCAGAGCCUGAGCAAGAUAAAGCAAUGGGCUUUGAGCACACCGCGCAUGCGCAAAGGGCCGCAGUGAGUCCGGCACUUGAGCAGCCUGGCCAGAGAAGUGAGCCUGGACUAUGAACGAACCAUGAACAAGAUCAACUUUGACCAGAUUGUCUCUUCUAAGCCAGACACAUUCUCUUAUGUGACUCUUCCCCAGAAAGAGGAAGAGAAGGUACCAGAUCAAGGGCUGGUGAGUAUCCCUAAGUACCCCUUCCGGGAGCAAAAAGAGGAUUUCACUUUUGUGUCCCUGCUCACUCGGCCAGAAGUCAUCCUAGCUCUGAGCAAGGUGCGAGCUGAAUGCAACAAGGUGACCUCCAUGUCCCUGUUCCAUUCAAGCCUCUCCAAGUACAGCCGCCUGGAGGAAUUUGAGCAGAUCCAGUCUCAAACCUUCUCCCAGGUACCUGAGAUGUUUCUCAAGGAUAGCUGGAUCAGCACACUGAAAGUAGCCAUGCGAAGCAGCCUCCGAGACAUGAGCAAGGGCUGGUACAACCUUUAUGAGACCAACUGGGAGGUCUAUCUCAUGUCAAAGCUGCGCAAGCUGAUGGAGCUCAUCAAGUACAUGCUACAGGCGCUGCGCUUCCUGGUGCAGGACUCACUGAGCAGCUUCUCGCAGUUCAUUGGCGAUGCUUGCUGCAGUGUGCUUGACUGCACAGAUGACUUGCCCUGGGGCGAAGACCUUGUCAACAGCCCUACAGUGAGCCCCAAUUAUGCCUACAGGCCUCGGAAGAAUCCCCUGUUCAUCGUAGACUUGGUGCUGGACACCUCAGGGGUACACUACAGCACGCCCCUAGAGCAGUUUGAAAUGACUCUGCUCAACCUCUUUGACAAGGGUAUCCUGGCCACCCACGCUGUACCCCAACUAGAGAAGCUGGUGAUGGAGGACAUCUUUAUCAGUGGCGACCCUCUGCUGGAGUCAGUGGGGCUUCAUGAGCCACUGGUAGAGGAGCUACGGGCUAACAUCACCAAUGCCAUGCGCAAGGCCAUGAUCCCACUGCAGGCCUACGCUAAGGAGUACAGGAAGUACCUGGAACUCAACAACAAUGACAUUACCGCCUUCCUCAAGACCUAUCAAAUCCAGUGUCCAUCGGCAGAGGAAGUUCGGGAAGUGGUCAUCACCCACCUGAGGGAGAAAGAGAUCCUAGACAACUCGCUGCCCAGCAGCAUCGUCAUUGGGCCAUUUUACAUCAAUGUGGACAAUGUGAAGCAGAGGCCUGUCCAAAAGCGCAAGGCCCUGGCCACUUCUAUGCUGGACAUCCUAGCCAAGAACUUACACAAGGAGGUAGACAGUAUCUGUGAGGAGUUCCGCAGCAUUAGCCGCAAGAUCUAUGAGAAGCCCAACAGCAUAGAGGAGCUUGCUGAGCUCCGAGACUGGAUGAAGGGCAUUCCUGAGAAGCUGGUAGUGCUGGAGGAGCGAAUUGUAAAGGUCAUGUCUGACUACGAAGUCAUGGACGAGUUCUUGUACAACCUCACCACAGACGACUUCAAUGACAAAUGGGCUGCCAGCAACUGGCCCUCUAAGAUCCUUGGGCAGAUAGAGAUGGUGCGGCAGCAGCACAUUGAGGAUGAAGAAAAGUUCCACAAAAUCCAGCUCAUGGACCAGAACAACUUCCAGGAGAAGCUGGAAGGACUGCAGCUGGUGGUGGCUGGCUUCUCCACCCACGUGGAGAUUGCACGAGCACACGAGAUUGCCAACGAGGUGCGGCGAGUCAAGAAGCAGCUGAAGGACUGCCAGCAGCUGGCAAUGCUCUACAACAACCGCGAGCGCAUCUUCGGCUUGCCGAUCACCAACUACGACAAGCUCACAAGAAUGGUGAAGGAAUUCCAACCAUACCUAGACCUCUGGACCACAGCCUCAGACUGGCUGCGCUGGUCUGAGAGCUGGAUGAAUGACCCGCUGUCAGCCAUCGAUGCCGAGCAGCUGGAGAAGAACGUCGUCGAGUCCUUCAAGACCAUGCACAAGUGUGUGAAGCAGUUCAAGGACAUUCCAGCUUGCCAGGAUGUGGCUUUGGACAUCCGGGCACGUAUAGAGGAGUUCAAGCCAUACAUCCCACUGAUCCAAGGCCUGCGCAACCCUGGUAUGCGGAACCGGCACUGGGAGAUACUGUCCAAUGAGAUCAACAUCAAUGUCAGGCCCAAAGCCAACUUGACCUUUGCCCGCUGCCUCGAGAUGAACCUUCAGGAUCAUAUUGAGAGCAUCAGCAAGGUGGCUGAGGUAGCUGGCAAGGAGUAUGCUAUUGAACAGGCUCUAGACAAGAUGGAGAAGGAAUGGUCAUCCAUCCUGUUCAACGUGUUACCCUACAAGGAGACAGACACCUAUAUUCUCAAGAGCCCAGACGAGGCCUCCCAGCUUCUCGACGACCACAUUGUCAUGACCCAGAGCAUGUCCUUCUCGCCAUACAAGAAGCCCUUUGAGCAGCGCAUCAACUCAUGGGAGACCAAACUGAAGCUGACCCAGGAAGUGCUGGAGGAGUGGCUGAACUGCCAGCGGUCCUGGCUCUACCUGGAGCCCAUCUUCAGCUCUGAGGACAUCACCCGGCAGCUGCCUGUGGAGAGCAAGCGCUACCAGACCAUGGAGCGCAUCUGGCGGAAGAUCAUGAGGAAUGCCUAUGAAAACCGGGAGGUGAUCAAUGUGUGCCCUGACCAGAGGCUGCUGGACAGCCUGAGAGACUGCAACAAGUUGCUGGACCUGGUACAGAAGGGCCUCAGCGAGUACCUGGAGACCAAGCGGAGUGCCUUCCCCAGAUUCUACUUCCUGUCAGAUGAUGAACUACUGGAGAUCCUGUCGCAGACAAAGGACCCCACAGCCGUGCAGCCCCACCUGCGCAAGUGCUUCGAGAACAUUGCCCGGCUGCUCUUCCAGGAGGACCUGGAGAUCACACACAUGUACUCAGCAGAGGGCGAAGAGGUGCAGCUGUCCUUCUCCAUUUACCCCUCCAACAACGUGGAGGUGUGGCUGCUGGAGGUAGAGAGCAGCAUGAAGGCCAGCGUGCGCGACAUCAUUGAGCGGGCCAUCAAGGCCUACCCCACAAUGCCCAGAACUGAGUGGGUUCUGAACUGGCCAGGCCAGGUGACCAUUGCUGGCUGCCAGACAUACUGGACAUUGGAGGUAGGCCAGGCGCUGGAGGCUGGCGACAUCAGUAGCAAGCUGUUCCCCCAGCUUUCCAAACAGCUCAGUGACCUGGUGGCUCUGGUGCGGGGGAAGCUGUCGCGUAUGCAGCGGGCAGUACUUUCGGCACUCAUUGUCAUUGAGGUCCAUGCCAAAGACGUGGUGAGCAAGCUGAUCAGUGAGAACAUAGUCAGUGUACAUGACUUUGAGUGGAUCUCACAGCUCAGGUACUACUGGGCAAAUAAUGACCUGUACAUCCGCGCUGUGAAUGCUGAGUUCAUCUACGGCUAUGAAUACCUGGGCAACAGUGGGAGGCUGGUGAUCACACCCCUAACUGACAGGUGCUAUCUGACCCUGACUGGAGCCUUGCACCUCAAGUUUGGAGGUGCACCAGCCGGCCCAGCUGGCACAGGGAAAACAGAGACCACAAAGGACCUGGGAAAGGCCUUGGCCAUACAGACGGUUGUAUUCAACUGCUCUGACCAGCUCGACUUCAUGGCCAUGGGCAAGUUCUUCAAGGGUCUGGCCAGUGCUGGGGCCUGGGCCUGCUUUGACGAGUUUAAUCGGAUUGACAUCGAGGUGUUGUCUGUGGUGGCACAGCAGAUCACCACCAUCCAGAAGGCACAGCAGCAACGGGUAGAGCGCUUCAUGUUUGAGGGUGUUGAAAUCCCCCUUGUACCAUCCUGUGCCGUGUUUAUCACCAUGAACCCAGGAUAUGCCGGCCGCACAGAGCUUCCUGACAACCUGAAGGCACUCUUCCGACCUGUGGCCAUGAUGGUCCCCGACUAUGCCAUGAUUGCUGAGAUCUCCCUCUACUCCUUUGGCUUCAAUGAGGCCAAUGUACUGGCUAAGAAGAUCACCACAACCUUCAAGCUGUCCUCUGAGCAGCUCAGCUCCCAGGAUCACUAUGACUUUGGGAUGAGAGCUGUAAAGACUGUCAUCUCAGCAGCUGGGAACCUCAAGAGAGAAAACCCCACCAUGAAUGAGGAGCUGAUCUGCCUUCGGGCCAUCCGGGAUGUGAAUGUGCCCAAGUUCCUGCAGGAAGACCUCAAGCUCUUUGCAGGGAUUGUGUCUGACCUGUUUCCUACGAUCAAGGAAGAGGAGACUGACUAUGGCAUCCUGGACCAAGCCAUCCGCAAGGCCUGUGUGAAGAGCAACCUCAAGGAUGUGGAGGGUUUCCUGAUCAAGUGCAUCCAGCUCUAUGAAACCACGGUGGUACGGCAUGGCCUCAUGCUUGUGGGGCCCACAGGCUCUGGCAAGAGUAACUGCUACAGAGUCCUGGCUGCUGCCAUGUCGUCGUUGAAAGGGAAGCCAUCCAUUAGUGGCGGUGUGUAUGAAGCUGUCAACUACUAUGUGCUCAACCCUAAGUCCAUCACAAUGGGCCAGCUCUACGGGGAGUUUGACCUGCUCACCCAUGAGUGGACAGACGGGAUUUUCUCCUCCCUCAUCCGAGCCGGGGCCGUUGCUAAUGACACCAACAAGAAAUGGUAUAUGUUUGAUGGGCCAGUGGAUGCCGUCUGGAUAGAGAACAUGAACACAGUGCUGGAUGACAACAAGAAGCUGUGCCUCAGCUCUGGGGAGAUCAUCAAACUCACAGAGGCAAUGACCAUGAUGUUCGAGGUACAGGACCUGGCAGUGGCCUCACCUGCCACAGUUUCCCGUUGUGGAAUGGUAUACCUGGAGCCCAGCAUCCUGGGGCUCAUGCCAUUCGUUGAGUGCUGGCUAAAACGCCUCCCUUCCAUAAUAAAGCCCUAUGAGGAAUAUUUCAAUAUCCUCUUUAUCAAGUUUCUGGAGAGUUCCAUCACCUUCAUUCGAGCCACAGGGAAGGAAGUGAUUGCCUCAACCAACAGCAAUCUGACCAUGAGUCUCCUCAAACUACUGGACUGCUUCUUCAGACCUUUCCUUCCCAGAGAGGGCCUCAAAAAGAUACCCUCUGAAAAGCUGAAUCAUAUCCCAGAGCUGAUAGAACCCUGGUUCAUCUUCGCGCUGGUCUGGAGUGUAGGCGCCACAGGGGACUACCUCAGCCGCCUCAACUUCAGCCAGUGGCUAAGGAUGAAGAUGAUAAUAGAACAGGCGAAACUACUUUUCCCAGAAGAAGGGUUGGUGUUCGAUUACAGACUGGAUGACGCUGGGAUCAGCAGCACCGAGGAUGAGGAGGAUGAAGAGGAGGAGAGCAAACAGGUUGCCUGGGUAAAGUGGAUGGACUCCUCGGCUCCCUUCACCAUGAUGCCAGACACCAACUACUGCAACAUCAUCGUGCCCACCAUGGACACCAUGCAGAUGUCCUACCUGCUGGGCAUGCUGAUCACCAACAAUAAGCCUGUGCUGUGCAUUGGGCCGACAGGCACAGGGAAGACACUCACCAUCUCCAACAAGCUUCUCAAGAACCUGCCACUGGAGUAUAUCAGCCACUUCCUCACCUUCUCAGCUCGCACUUCCGCCAACCAGACCCAGGACCUCAUUGAUAGCAAGCUGGACAAGAGGCGAAAGGGUGUGUUCGGGCCACCCCUAGGGCGCAACUUCAUCUUCUUCAUUGAUGACCUGAACAUGCCUGCCCUGGAGACAUACGGUGCACAGCCACCCAUCGAGCUGUUGCGCCAGUGGAUGGACCACGGUGGUUGGUAUGACCGGAAGAUCAUCGGAGCCUUUAAGAACCUGGUGGACAUCAACUUUGUCUGUGCCAUGGGUCCCCCAGGGGGAGGCAGGAAUGCUAUCACUCCAAGACUGACACGCCACUUCAACUACCUGUCUUUCAUCGAGAUGGAUGAAGUCAGCAAGAAACGCAUCUUCUCUACAAUCCUGGGAUGCUGGAUGGAUGGACUCCUUGGAGAGAAAAGCUAUCGAGAGCCCGUGCCUGGGGCCCCCAACAUCGUCCAUUUGACGGAGCCCCUCGUGGAAGCUACCAUCAGGGUGUAUGCUACCAUCACCUCCCAGCUGCUGCCCACUCCAGCCAAGUCCCACUACACCUUCAACCUGCGGGACCUCUCCAAAGUCUUCCAGGGAAUGCUCAUGGCUGAGCCAGCCAAGGUUGAGGACAAGGUGCAGCUGCUGCGGCUGUGGUACCACGAGAACUGCCGUGUGUUCCGGGACCGACUGGUGAACGAGGAAGACCGCAGCUGGUUUGACGAGCUCCUUGAGACCCACAUGGAGGAGUUAGGGGUGGCCUUCAACAAAGUCUGCCCCUUCCAGCCCAUUCUUUAUGGGGACUUCAUGUCUCCAGGCUCAGAUGUGAAGUCCUAUGAGCUCAUCACCAGCGAGAACAAGAUGAUGCAGGUGAUUGAGGAGUACAUGGAGGACUACAACCAGAUCAACACCGCCAAGCUGAAGCUGGUGCUCUUCGUGGACGCCAUGAGCCACAUCUGCCGCAUCAGUCGUACUCUGCGCCAGGCGCUGGGCAACGCCCUCCUGCUGGGCGUGGGUGGCAGCGGCCGCAGCUCCCUCACUCGACUUGCCUCCCACAUGGCUGAGUAUGAGUGCUUCCAGAUCGAGCUGUCCAAGAACUAUGGCAUGUCCGAGUGGCGUGAGGAUGUCAAGAAGGUUCUGCUCAAGGCUGGCCUGCAGAACAUGCCCAUCACCUUCCUGUUCUCAGACACCCAGAUCAAGAAUGAGUCCUUCCUAGAGGAUAUUAACAACGUUCUGAACUCAGGUGACAUCCCCAACCUCUACAGUGCAGAUGAGCAAGAUCAGAUUGUCAACACUAUGCGUCCCUACAUACAAGAACAGGGCCUGCAGCCCACCAAAGCCAACCUCAUGGCCGCCUAUACUGGACGUGUGCGCAGCAACAUCCACAUGGUGCUGUGCAUGAGUCCCAUCGGAGAGGUCUUCCGAGCUCGCUUAAGGCAGUUCCCCUCCCUUGUCAACUGCUGCACCAUUGACUGGUUUAACGAGUGGCCAGCAGAAGCCCUGCAAUCUGUGGCCACCAUGUUCCUGAACGAGAUCCCAGAACUGGAAUCUUCCUUUGAAGUCAUUCAAGGGCUGAUUCAAGUUUGUGUAUAUAUCCACCAGUCUGUGGCCAAGAAAUGUAUUGAGUACCUGGCAGAGCUGAGCCGCCAUAACUAUGUGACCCCCAAGAGCUAUUUGGAGCUGCUCAAUAUUUUCUCUAUCCUCAUUGGACAGAAGAAAAUGGAACUGAAGACUGCCAAAAACCGCAUGAAGAGUGGCCUUGACAAGCUGUUACGUACUUCUGAGGAUGUGGCCAAGAUGCAGGAGGAGCUGGAGAUUAUGCGCCCCCUGCUGGAAGAGGCUGCCAAGGACACCUUGGUCACUAUGGAGCAGAUUAAGGUGGACACAUCCAUAGCCGAGGAAACCCGGAAAUCAGUGCAAGCAGAGGAGAUUAAGGCCAAUGAGAAGGCCAGCAAGGCCCAAGCUAUUGCUGAUGACGCACAGAAGGAUCUGGAUGAGGCACUGCCAGCCCUGGAUGCAGCCCUGGCCAGCCUUCGAAACCUCAACAAGAAUGACGUGACAGAGGUACGUGCCAUGCAGCGCCCACCCCCAGGAGUGAAGCUGGUCAUAGAAGCUGUGUGCAUCAUGAAGGGCAUCAAGCCCAAGAAGGUACCUGGAGAGAAGCCAGGCUCCAAAGUGGAUGACUACUGGGAGCCAGGCAAGGGGCUGCUGCAAGACCCAGGCCGCUUCCUUGAAAGCCUCUUCAAGUUUGACAAGGACAACAUUGGGGAGGCAGUUAUCAAAGCCAUCCAACCAUAUAUCGACAACGAGGAGUUCCAGCCAGCUGCCAUCGCCAAGGUGUCCAAGGCCUGCACAUCUAUCUGCCAGUGGGUGCGCGCCAUGCACAAGUACCACUUCGUAGCCAAGGCCGUAGAGCCCAAAAGGCAAGCCUUGCGGGAAGCCCAGGAUGACCUGGAAGUGACACAAAGGAUCCUAGAAGAGGCAAAGCAGCACCUGCGUGAAGUGGAAGAUGGCAUCGCCACACUGCAGGCCAAGUAUCGAGAGUGCGUGGCCAAGAAGGAGGAGCUGGAAAUGAAGUGUGAGCAGUGUGAGCAGCGCCUAGGCCGAGCCGAUAAGCUCAUCAACGGACUAUCAGAUGAGAAGGUUCGCUGGCAGGAGACUGUGGAGAAUCUGGAGAACAUGCUCGACAACAUCUCUGGUGAUGUGAUGGUGGCUGCUGGCUUUGUGGCCUACCUGGGCCCCUUCACGGGCCAGUACCGUACAACCCUCUAUGAGCAGUGGGUCAGGCAGCUCACAGUUCACCAAGUCCCGCACACCUGCAAGCCCACACUGAUUGCAACCCUGGGAAACCCGGUGAAGAUCCGUUCCUGGCAGAUUGCUGGCCUCCCCAAUGAUACUCUGUCAGUGGAGAAUGGGGUCAUCAAUCAAUACUCCCAACGCUGGACCCACUUCAUUGACCCUCAGAGUCAGGCUAACAAAUGGAUCAAGAACAUGGAGAAGGACAGUGGGCUAGAUGUGUUCAAGUUGAGUGACCGUGACUUCCUGCGUAGCAUGGAGAAUGCUAUCCGCUUUGGCAAGCCAUGCCUUCUAGAAAAUGUGGGUGAGGAGCUGGAUCCAGCACUAGAGCCCGUGCUGCUCAAGCAGACAUACAAGCAGCAAGGGAACACAGUGUUGAAGUUGGGAGACACAGUGAUCCCCUACCAUGAGGACUUCAGGAUGUACAUCACCACCAAGCUGCCCAACCCUCACUACACACCAGAGGUUUCCACCAAACUCACCCUCAUCAACUUUACAUUGUCACCCAGUGGCCUAGAGGACCAGCUACUAGGCCAGGUUGUGGCUGAGGAACGACCUGAUCUAGAAGAGGCCAAGAAUCAGCUGAUUGUCAGUAAUGCCAAGAUGCGCCAAGAGCUGAAGGACAUUGAAGACCAGAUACUGUACCGUCUCAGCUCCUCUGAGGGUAACCCUGUAGACGACAUGGAGCUCAUCAAGGUGCUGGAGGCUUCCAAGAUGAAGGCUGCUGAGAUCCAGGCAAAGGUCAGGAUUGCAGAGCAGACAGAGAAGGACAUUGACCUCACACGCAUGGAGUACAUCCCUGUGGCCGUCCGCACCCAGAUCCUCUUCUUCUGUGUGUCAGACCUGGCUAACGUGGACCCCAUGUACCAGUACUCCCUGGAGUGGUUCCUCAACAUCUUCCUCUCAGGCAUUGCCAACUCAGAGAGGGCAGACAACUUGAAGAAGCGUAUCAGCAACAUCAACCGCUACCUAACCUACAGCCUCUAUAGCAAUGUCUGCCGCAGCCUCUUUGAGAAGCACAAGCUGAUGUUCGCCUUCCUGCUGUGUGCCCGUAUUAUGAUGAAUGAGGGCAAGAUUAACCAGGCUGAGUGGCGCUACCUCCUGUCUGGAGGCUCCAUCCAGACCAUGACUGAAAACCCUGCACCACACUGGCUAUCAGACAGGGCCUGGAGAGACAUCUUGGCACUUUCAAACCUGCCAGCCUUUGCCAUGUUCCCAUAUGACUUCGUGAAGCACCUCCGAAAAUUCCAGGCCAUCUUUGACAGUGCUGAGCCUCACCGGGAGCUCUUGCCUGGCAUCUGGAGCACAUACCUGGAUGAUUUCCAGAAACUGCUUGUUCUCCGUUGCCUGCGUGGGGACAAGGUUACUAAUGCCAUGCAGGACUUUGUGGCCAACCACCUGGAACCCCGUUUCAUUGAGCCCCAGACAGCCAAUCUGUCUGCGGUGUUCAAAGAGUCCAACUCCACGAUCCCCCUCAUCUUUGUGCUGUCACCCGGCACUGACCCUGCUGCUGACCUCUACAAAUUUGCAGAAGAAAUGAAGUUCUCCAAGAAGCUCUCUGCCAUCUCCCUGGGCCAGGGACAGGGCCCUCGGGCAGAAGCCAUGAUGCGCAGCUCCAUAGAGAGGGGCAAGUGGGUCUUCUUUCAGAACUGCCAUUUGGCACCAAGCUGGAUGCCAGCCCUGGAACGUCUCAUCGAGCACAUCAACCCUGACAAGGUACAUCGGGACUUCCGCCUAUGGCUCACCAGCCUGCCCAGCAACAAGUUCCCAGUGUCCAUCCUGCAAAAUGGCUCCAAAAUGACUAUUGAACCACCACGUGGUGUCAAAGCUAACCUGCUCAAGUCCUACAACAGUCUCAGUGAUGACUUCCUCCACUCCUGUCGAAAGGUUGUAGAGUUCAAGUCAUUGCUGCUAUCUCUGUGCUUGUUCCAUGGGAAUGCACUUGAACGCCGUAAAUUUGGGCCCCUGGGCUUCAACAUCCCUUAUGAGUUCACAGAUGGAGACCUGCGCAUCUGCAUCAGCCAGCUCAAGAUGUUCCUAGAUGAAUAUGACGACAUCCCCUAUAAGGUUCUCAAGUACACUGCCGGAGAGAUCAACUAUGGCGGUCGUGUGACUGAUGACUGGGACCGUCGCUGUGUCAUGAACAUCCUAGAAGACUUCUACAACCCUGCUGUGCUCUCUUCUGAGCACAGUUACAGUGCCUCCGGCAUCUACCACCAGAUCCCACCUACCUAUGACCUCAACGGCUAUCUCUCCUACAUCAAGAGCCUUCCACUCAAUGACAUGCCUGAGAUCUUCGGUCUGCAUGACAAUGCCAACAUUACCUUUGCCCAGAAUGAGACUUUCGCUCUGUUUGGUGCCAUUCUCCAGCUGCAGCCCAAAUCAUCCUCGGUGGGCGGCCAGAGCAGGGAGGAGUUAGUAGAAAAUGUGGCUGAGGACAUUCUGUUCCAGAUCCCUGAACCUGUUCACUUACAAGAGGUGAUAAACAAAUUCCCUGUGCUAUAUGAGGAGUCAAUGAACACAGUGCUGGUACAAGAAGUCAUUAGGUACAACAAGCUCCUAGCGGUGAUCACGCAGACACUUAGUGACAUGCUCAAGGCACUCAAGGGGCUAGUGGUAAUGUCCUUAGAGCUGGAGCUGAUGUCCACCAGCUUGUACAACAAUGCUGUGCCCGAGCUCUGGAAUACCAAAGCCUACCCAUCACUCAAACCACUGGCUUCAUGGAUCAUGGACCUGCUACAGCGCCUGAACUUUAUACAGUCUUGGAUCGAAAAUGGCAUCCCCCCUGUCUUCUGGAUCAGCGGCUUCUUCUUCCCUCAAGCUUUCCUAACGGGCACGCUGCAGAACUUUGCCCGAAAGUUCGUCAUUUCUAUUGACACCAUCUCCUUUGAUUUCAAGGUGUUGUCCAGGACCCCGUCAGAAAUUGAGGAAAGGCCUGAAGUAGGGUGCUAUAUUCAUGGACUGUUCCUGGAAGGUGCUCGCUGGGACCCAUUGGAUUUCCGGCUGGCUGAGUCACGGCCCAAGGAGCUGUAUACAGAUAUGGCUGUUAUCUGGCUCAUGCCAGUAGCCAACCGAAAGGUUGAGACCCAGGACUUCUACUUGUGCCCCAUCUACAAGACUCUGACCCGCGCUGGAACAUUAUCAACCACAGGCCACUCAACCAACUAUGUUAUUGCUGUGGAGAUCCCUACCAACAAGCCUCAGCGACACUGGAUAAAGCGUGGUGUAGCCCUCAUCUGUGCCCUGGAUUACUAG